This is a messenger RNA of Seriola dumerili (greater amberjack), 8505 nucleotides long. RefSeq names its product myosin X (gene myo10). NCBI's taxonomy places the organism in Eukaryota, Metazoa, Chordata, Actinopteri, Carangiformes, Carangidae. Gene Ontology annotation, molecular function: protein binding; cytoskeletal motor activity; ATP binding. The transcript is spliced from 40 exons. The record is from RefSeq and is a predicted model, not a curated record. Bases 147 to 6236 code for a protein of 2029 amino acids. Gene Ontology annotation, cellular component: cytoskeleton; myosin complex.
GUGACCGGGUGUGGUUAAGGGAGGAUGAACAGUACCUUCCCAGCACCGUGUCCUCUUGCUCUGGAGGUGUCGUUGCCUUUGCCACAGACUACGGCCAGGUGUACACCUACAAGCAGAAUGCACUCACCAGGCAGAAGGUGCAGCCCAUGCACCACAGCAGCAUCAGAGGGGUGGAGGACAUGGCGACACUGGAGGACCUCCAUGACGGCGCCAUCAUGCAUAACCUCUUCCUGCGUUACCGGCAGAGACACAUCUAUACGUACAUCGGCUCCAUCCUGGCGGCGGUGAACCCUUACCAGCCGCUUCCCGGCCUGUACGAGCGGCCGGCUGUGGAGCUGUACAGCCGACACCACCUCGGUGAAAUCUCCCCGCACAUCUUCGCUGUUGCCAACGAGUGCUACCGCUCACUGUGGAAGAGGCUUCAGAACCAGUGUGUCCUGAUCAGUGGAGAAAGCGGAGCGGGAAAAACGGAAAGCACCAAGCUAAUCCUGAAGUUCCUGUCGGCGAUGAGCCAGCACUCCCUGGAGGUGUCGUCCAGAGACAGGACGUCACACGUGGAGGAGGCGCUGCUGGAGAGCAGUCCCAUCAUGGAGGCCUUUGGAAACGCCAAGACCGUCUACAACAACAACUCCAGCCGCUUCGGGAAGUUCGUCCAGCUGCAUUUCAGCCAGAAGGGCAACAUCCAGGGAGGCAGGAUCGUCGACUACCUCUUAGAGAAGAACCGCGUGGUCCGGCAGAACCCAGGGGAGAGAAACUACCACAUUUUCUACGCCCUGUUAGCGGGAACCAACAGCCAGCAGAGAGAAGCGUUCGGGUUGACCCACCCCGACAGCUACCACUACCUGAGGCAGUCCAGCUGCCUCACCGACAAGACAAUCAACGACGAAGGCGCUUUUCAGGAUGUUCUGAAUGCCAUGCGAACGAUGCAGUUCACGGAGGAGAACAUCGGGGAGAUCCUGCGCCUCCUGGCUGGGAUCCUCCACGCAGGGAACAUCGAGUUCAUGACGGCCGGAGGAGCGCAGGUCUCGUCCAAGUCAGCUCUCAGCCGCACGUCCGACCUCCUGGGGCUGAACUCAGACCAGCUGGCCGAGGUCUUGACCCACCGGUCCAUGAUCCUCAGGGGCGAGGAGAUCUCCACACCGCUCACUGUAGAACAGGCGGUGGACUCCAGAGACUCCAUGGCCAUGGCACUUUAUUCUCAGUGUUUCAACUGGAUCAUCCGCAAACUCAACAACCGCAUCAGGGGCAAGGAAGACUUCAAGUCCAUCAGCAUCCUGGACAUCUUUGGAUUUGAGAACUUCGAGGUCAACCGCUUCGAGCAGUUCAACAUCAACUAUGCAAACGAGAAGCUUCAGGAAUAUUUUAACAAGCACAUUUUCUCCCUGGAGCAACUGGAGUACAACAAGGAGGGCCUGGUUUGGGUUGACAUCAACUGGAUGGACAACGGAGAGUGUCUGGAUCUGAUCGAGAAGAAACUGGGUCUCCUGGCACUGAUGAAUGAGGAGAGUCACUUCCCCAAAGCCACAGAUGACACCUUACUGGAGAAACUCCACAGCCAGCACUCGAAAAACCCUUUCUACGUGAAACCACGAGUUGCUGUGCACUUCUUUGGAGUCAAGCACUAUGCAGGAGAGGUGGUGUACGACAUGAGGGGGAUGUUGGAGAAGAACAGAGACACUUUCAGAGACGACAUCCUCAACAUGCUGAGGGAGAGCAGGCUGGACUUUGUCUACGAUCUGUUUGAACACGUAUUGAGCCGAAACAAACAGGACACUCUGAAGAGCAGCUCCAGACGGCCCACAGUCAGCUCCCAGUUUAAAAAUUCUUUGCACUCCCUGAUGGCCACACUCAGCACUUCCAACCCGUACUUUAUUCGAUGCAUCAAACCAAACACACGCAAGAUGCCUGACCAGUUCGACCAGACGGUGGUUCUGAACCAGCUCAGAUACUCCGGUAUGUUGGAGACGGUCAAGAUUCGGCGCACCGGCUUCCCCGUCCGUAGACCGUUCCAGGACUUCUGCUCCAGGUACAAGGUGCUAAUGCGGGGUGUGUUGACGCCGGAUGAUCCCAGGGGGCGCUGCGUCCAGCUGCUGCACCACUACGACAGUAGCAGUGCAGAGUGGCAGCUGGGAAAGACAAAGGUCUUUCUUCGGGAGUCUCUGGAGCAUCGCCUGGAGAAGCAGAGGGAGGUGGAGGUGCUGAAAGCAGCCAUGGUCAUCCAGGCUCAUGUGAUGGGCUACAUUGCCAGGAAGCAGUACAGGAAGCUGCUGCAGUGCAUUGUGGUCAUUCAGAAGAACUACCGGGCUUUCUACUGGAGGAGGAAGUUCCUGCUCCUCCGCUGGGCGGCGCUCACCUUCCAGAAACGCCUGCGAGGCCAGCUGGCCCGCCGGGCCUACAGCCAGCUGCUGGAGGAGAGGAGGAGGAGAAGGGAGGAGGAGGAGGAGCGGCGCAGGAGGGUGGAGGAAGAGACGGAGAGAGAGAGGCGGAGGCUGGAGGCUGAGAGGCUUGCCAGAGAGGCAGAGGAGAGCAGAAGACUGGAGGAGCUGCACUGUGCCGAGGAGUUGGCCUCCCUGCUUUUGGCUGAGUCUCAGUCGGCGGUGGCGGUUGCAGCACCGCCAGACGUCCUGGAGGAGCUGGAGUCAGCAGAGGUUUUGGAGGAGGCGAUUCGUCCUCAUGAAGCAUCUCAGGUGGAGGAGAUCUUACGACUGGAGCGGGAGAUCCAGGCACUGCAGAGGCAGAAGGAGCGUCAGGAGCUCUCCUUGACCGAAGCCUCCCUCAACCGCCUGCAGCACCUCCGAGACCAGGAGCUCAGGCGGCUGGAGGACGAAGCCUGCAAGGCGGCGCAGCAGUUCCUGGACUCGCUGAACUUUGACGAGAUCGAUGAGUGCGUGAGGAACAUUGAGAGCUCCUUGGGAGUCGGCGAAGGGGAGGAAAAGGAGAAGGAGAGCGGACGGAGGAGAGGCAACGAUGAAGAGGAGGUUGACGAAGGUUUCGGGGCAGAUGAUGAGGCCUUCAAAGACUCUCCAAACCCUAGUGAACACGGCCACUCAGACGGCCAGCGGACCAGCGGGAUCCGAACAAGCGACGACUCGUCUGAAGAAGACCCGUACGCCAACGACGGUGUGAUCCCACCACUGCCGCCGACCACCCUGCUUCACCAGCCACUGCCUUUACCACCGGUGCCCCCGCCCUGCCACAGCGCCUCAUCCAGCGGGGACUCGGCCUACUGCCAUCCCCAGGCUUCAUCCGAGGCUCAGUCUGAUGACCUGGUGGAGCUCAUACCGCCAGACGAGGACUCAGACUACGACCAGGACGACUACGAUGAGGGUGCCAUCGUGUCCAGUGGCAGUGUGGCAUUCUCCAACCCCCGAAGCGGACAGUGGUCUCCUGACUACCGCGGCUCUGUAGGCACCUACAACAGCUCAGGGGCGUAUCGCUUCAGCUCAGAGGGGGCUCAGUCUUCAUUUGAGGACAGCGAGGACGACUUCGACAGGUUCGACACCGAUGACGAACUGUCGUACCGGCGGGACUCUGUCUACAGCUGUGUCACACUCCCGUACUUCCACAGCUUCCUCUUCAUCAAAGGCGGUCUGAUGAACACGUGGAAGCGGCGCUGGUGCGUUCUGAAGGACGAGACCUUCUUGUGGUUCCGUGCCAAGCAGGAGGCUCUGAAGCAGGGCUGGCUGCACAAGAAGGGAGGCGGCUCGUCCACGCUGUCCCGCCGAAACUGGAAACGCCGCUGGUUCGUGCUGCGGCAGAGCAAGCUCAUGUACUUCGAGAACGACAGCGAGGAGAAGAUGAAGGGGGUGCUUGACAUGCACACUGCCAAAGAAAUCAUCGAUAACACCGGUAAGGAGAAUGGAAUCGACAUUGUGAUGCCAGAGAGGACCUACCAUCUGAUCGCAGAGUCUGCUGAGGACGCCAGCCAGUGGUUCAGUGUGCUGAGUCAGGUCCACGGCUCCACAGAGCAGGAGAUCAGAGAGAUGCACGAUGAGCAGGCCAACCCCCAGAACGCCGUGGGAACGUUGGAUGUGGGGAUGAUCGAUUCGGUUUGUGCGUCAGAUAAUCCAGAGAGGCCGAACUCCUUCGUCAUGAUCACGGCGAACCGCGUGCUGCACUGCAACGCCGACACACCCGAGGAGAUGCACCACUGGAUCACUCUGCUGCAGCGCUCCAAGGGAGACACCCGCGUCGACGGCCAGGAGUUCAUCAUCCGAGGCUGGUUGCACAAAGAGAUGAAGAACAGCACCAAAGCCUCGCUGAAACUGAAGAAGCGCUGGUUCCUCCUUACCCACAAUUCCCUGGACUACUAUAAGAGCUCAGAGCGUAACGCCCUGAAGCUGGGAACGCUGGUGCUGAACAGCCUCUGCUCGGUGGUUCAGCCGGACGAGAAGGUCUUCAAAGAGACGGGCUACUGGAACGUGAUCGUGUACGGCCGCAAACACUCGUACCGCCUUUACUGCAAGCUGCUGAACGAGGCCACGCGUUGGGCCAACUCCAUCCAGAACGUCAUCGACACCAAAGCUCCCAUCGACACGCCGACCCAGCAGCUCAUCCAGGACAUCAAGGAGAACUGUCUCAACUCUGAGGUGGUGGAGCAGAUCUACAAGAGGAACCCCAUCCUUCGCUACAGCCACCACCCGCUGCACUCGCCUCUGCUGCCGCUGCCCUACGGAGACAUCCACGUCACCGCCCCGAGACACAGGAGCUACACGACGCUCCAGGACGAAGCCCUCAAGGUGUUCAGCUCUCUGCAGCACUUGGAGGGCGUGGCCGACCCGGUGCCCAUCAUCCAGGGCGUUCUGCAGACCGGCCAAGAGCUCAAACCGCUGCGGGACGAGCUCUACUGCCAGCUGAUCAAGCAGACGACACGACCGCCGCAGCCGGGAAGCCCUGGGAACCUCUGCAGCUGGAAGAUCCUGGCCUGCAUGUCCUGCACCUUCGUCCCGACCAGGAGCAUCCUCAGAUACCUCAAGUUCCACUUGAAGAGGACUCGAGAGCUCUUCCCCGGCUCAGAGAUGGAUCGUUACGCCGCCUUCGCCGUCGACUCCUUGAGAAAGACUCGAGCCAGGGAGAACGUCCCGUCGCAGGAGGAGAUCCGCUCCAUCGUGGCACGGCAGGACAUGAGCACCACCGUUCACUGCCACGGAGGAGGCUCCUGCAAGAUCACCAUCAACUCGCACACAACAGCCGGAGAGGUGGUGGAGAAGCUGAUCCGCGGCCUGGCCAUGGAGGACAGCAGGAACAUGUUUGCUCUGUUUGAACACAACGACACCACAGAGAAAGCCAUCGAGAGCCGCAUGGUGGUCGCCGACGUGCUCGCCAAGUUUGAAAAGUUUUCGGCGAGCCCAGACGAACACAACACGGGCUGGAAGUUUUACUUCAAGCUCUACUGCUUCCUGGACACAGACAACGUUCCCAAAGACAGCGUGGAGUUCGCCUUCAUGUUCGAACAGGCCCAUGAAGCUGUCAUUCGUGGUCAGUAUCCGGCCCCGGAGGAGACUCUUCAGUUCCUGGCGGCCCUGAGACUUCAGUACCUGCUGGGUGAUCACAGCUCUCAGGUCAGCGUCCCUGAAAUGUCCCAGGUGUUCCCUAUGGCACGAUUACGGGCCCGGGUGCAAAACUCGGCCAAGACGUUCGCUCCGGGCACCGGCUCGGUGGCCGACCGCUCAGGGACGGCGGAGAGGAAACGCUCGAGCUUCCUCGAGGGAACGCUGAGGCGGAGUUUCAGGAGUGGCUCGCUGAGUCGGCAGAAGCUGGAUGAGGAGAACAGCCUGGAGGCCUGGAUGAGGGAGGAGGCGUCCGCGGUGAGGACCAGCGUGAUGGACAAGUGGAAGAAACUGCAGGGGAUGAACCAGGAACAGGCCAUGGUCAAAUACAUGGCGCUGGUGAAGGAGUGGCAGGGAUACGGGUCCACGCUGUUCAAUGUGGAGUGUCGGGACGGAUCGUUCCCCUAUGAGCUGUGGUUGGGCGUGAGCCGGGAGGCCAUAUCAGUGUACAAACGAGGGGAGCCAUGGCCCCUGGAGGUUUUCCCAUAUGAACAGAUUCUCUCCUUCGGAGCCCCGCUGCCCAACGCCUACAAGAUCGCCGUGGAGGGCCGAGAGCUGGUCUUCGAAACCCAAAUGGUCAUGGACAUCGCAAAGCUGAUGAAGGCCUACAUCAGCAUGAUCGUCAAGAAGCGCUACAGCAACUGUCAGUCCGUCAGCAGCCACGGCAGCCAGUGUAGCGCCUGGUGAAGCGCCGCCCUUUAAUCCGUGACCUAUGGCCACAUGCCGCAGGAGGGCCGAGCGUGGCCGAGCGUGGCCGCAGCUGUCUGUGCAUGGACGCCCGUCCUCAGCGCUGUGGAAAGAGCAGCUCGUACAUUUGACUCUGUGAAUGCUGGAGACAAAAACCGCAAUGCUCUUGAUGUUAACUAGCUCCAAUGAUUUCUUUUUGACUGGUUUUGUUCCAAAACACUACACAUCCACACCGGACUUAAACUUUAAGGUUUCAACAAAGUUGGAAGUAUGGUGGCCUUUGUUGCCAGUAAGCAAAAUCCUGAAAACACUAAUUAUUAAUCAAUCAUCACAAAGCAGACAAGUCAACAUGCAGAACCUAAACUGGAAUCAAACAAACUACUAGAGUCAUGGGACUCCCUGCAAUUGAACAGAUUAAACCUACAAUGCCUGGUAGUUGUCAAUGGGGGAAAACAUUUAGAUAAAUUGUUCCCUUAAAGUGUCCCUUACCAUUGGAUUACUUAUUAAUAGUUCCCUCAAAAUAACAAUUAAUAUCCUCAAAUUAUUUAAUCGUGCUGUCACAUUGCUUGAUUUGCAACUGAUCUUACAGUGAAACAAUCCGUUGUACCUUAAAAACAUGUAAGAGAUGGUUUAAUGUAACACAGUGUUGUGUUUAACAGUGAAAUUCAGAAGUCAGUUGCACAAAACAUCUUAAGUUUUCUUCUAACUUUUAAUUUCUCCUUAGCUGAGGGAGUUACUUAAAAGGGUGUUGCACAGAAUCUCUUAAAAAGUUUCCUUAGUUGAGAAAAAAAGUUAAGCUGUAAAAUUCUUCUGUUUCCAUGGAGACUGUUGAUUUGCUUCCAUUAGCACUUGUGAUACCUGUCAUCACUUCUGGGAGGCGGGUAACAUUAAAGAAAGAGCACUUCUAUCUCACCCUCCUGUUUUGACGGGAACUUCACCACGGUGAACUUCCCUGGUCGCUAAGGUCUUUUGUGCAACAAUUUAACCGACUUUAAGUGAUUGCUGAAGUUUAAGACUAAAAUAAGGAGAAGACCUUAAAUUCUCAAGUGAAGAUUUUAGGGAAACCUUAAGGAGAAAACAAAAGGGUGUUUUGUGCAACUGUUUGUAUUUUAAGGAAACCGUAACUCAGACUUAAAGUAAAAUCUUAACAAGGUGUUUUGUGCAACCGGCCUCAGAAGCACAUCCACUUAUCUAAGUCCAAGAUUAAAAGAGCACUGGCGACAAGAACAAAUAAAACAAAGGUUGUUCAUCAACUGAUUCAAGGGCACAAACAUAUUCUACAAAAAUAAAGUAAGUAAUUAAAGGGUAUAAAUUAUCCCUGAGGGAACAAAGCAUAUUGACAAAAACGAUUCAUCCAAACUUUUCCUCCUGGCACCCAAAUACAACAAAUUCUUUUACAAAAACUUUUCCACUAUUUCUCAAACCAAAGAAAAUCAGCUGAAGGCUCAACACAACCUUUGUUUCCUCAUUUAGGAGUUUACUCCUAAAACGUGGUUGUGUUUUGUUUUGGAAUAACUUCAUUUCUUCCUGAUGCUAACGUGCUACGGCACUACAAGGAUGUUGUCGCAGGAUCGGGGGUGUUUGUUGCUGAGGUUUUUGUUUGUGUGUGUGUGAGUGUGAGAGAGAGCGAGAGAGACAGACAGUGUUUUCAGAGAGGUGUGUCUACAGGCUGUCUGAAUGUGAGAAAAAAAAAAAAAAGCAGAGAAGUUGGUGAAAAGAAACUAAAGCCUUCAUGCCUUUUCCUCUCUGCUUUGACAAACUCUGGGACUGGAUCGUCUUCUCUCACGUUAUCCAGGAUGAUCUGUUCACUGUAAAUAAUAUGCAGCUGUGCUCGUCUCAAACAUUUCAAGUUUGCGAUUGAUUGUCUUGAUUCGUUCGCUGAUUAAUACGAAGGUCACGCAAGUGCCUGUUUCACUGCAGCAGGACGACCUCCAAUGAGAUUCUCUCUCGUCGAUGCCACUCUUGUUCCUGCGUAACCAGAAUCUGAAAGGUGCUCCCACGUUCCCUUCAACUACCCAUGUUUUUUGUAGCCUGCAAAAUCCGUCCACCUGCGCAAAUCAUUCAAGCUAGAGUGUGAAAGAUACUGAAGGUAUACAGCACAUUUCAGCAUCACCUAAAACACACAUUUUGCAGAGAAGAAGAACCUACAUCAUCAUGUACUUCCUAAACAAAAUUGAAUUUAGCAUAAGAGAGGCGGCUCUGAGCCUCUCUUCUGAUUGGCUGACUGUUUUCUGAGUGAUCCAAUAAAAAUAUAGCAGAUUUCAGUUUA